This is a messenger RNA of Acanthopagrus latus (yellowfin seabream), 2102 nucleotides long. Its product is annotated as solute carrier family 22 member 5-like. The coding region runs from base 72 to 1751 and encodes 559 amino acids. Gene Ontology annotation, cellular component: membrane. Gene Ontology annotation, biological process: transmembrane transport. The transcript has 10 exons. Gene Ontology annotation, molecular function: transmembrane transporter activity. The record is from RefSeq and is a predicted model, not a curated record. Lineage: Eukaryota; Metazoa; Chordata; Actinopteri; Spariformes; Sparidae.
CUCAGUACUGAAGAGGCGUCUGCUUAAUUUUCCUCCUUUCUUUUUUAAAUAUUGAGGAUUUUGAUGCGAUAAUGAGUAACUUAAAAAUUAGAGACUAUGACAGCAUUACGUCUUUUCUUGGAUCUUGGGGACCCUUUCAGCUGAGGAUAUUUUUAGCCUUGGCCAUCAGCAUUCUCCCGAAUGGCUUUGUUGGCACCUACGUAGUAUUUGUAAGUGAUACGCCACCUCACGAGUGCUACGUCCCUGAAAACUACAGCAUCAGUGAAAUGUGGAGAAAUGUGACAAUUCCAAUGGAGACAGUCGAUGGCAUUGAGAGGCGCAGCUCUUGCUCAAGGCUUAACCUGGAAAUUGUAAGAAACUACUCCCAGAAUGAUUUCAUACCGAAUGUGGAUGUGAAUGUGAGUGAAAUUCCUCUGGAGAGUUGUCUGGAUGGCUGGACGUACAGCAAGAAAAUCUACCAGUCAACUACCGUCACAGAGUGGGACUUGGUGUGUGAGAACAGCUACAAAUCUCCACUGGCCACCUCCAUCCAUUACAUUGGUGUGCUGGUAGGAGCAUUUCUCUCAGGCCAGAUGUCUGACAGAUAUGGGAGGAGGCCGGCCAUGUUUCUUAUGAUGGUUCUGCAGACCGUGGCGAUCGCAGCACAGAUAUUCUCCCCGAGCUGGGAGGUCUUCAGCUUCAUUUUCUUUUUCGUGGGUGCGGGUGGAUACUCCAACUAUAUCAUUGCAUUUGUGCUGGGUACAGAAAUUCUAAGCCCAAAAGCUCGAGUGGUCUUCUGCUCCCUUGGGGUUUUUAUGGGUUCCGCUUUGGGGAACAUGGCAACACCACUUGCAGCUUACUUCCUCCGGGACUGGCGGUUGCUGCUGAUUCCCAUGGCUGCCUCUAGUCUGAUCUACGUUCCUCUAUGGUGGUUGGUCCCAGAGUCUCCUCGCUGGCUGCUUUAUCAGGGAAGAGUGGAAGAGGCUGGAGCCAUACUGAGAGAAGCUGCCAAGGCUAAUAAGAUAGAGGUUCCAAAGGCCAUUUUUACACAAGAAGAGAUUGAAGAUGCACUCACUAUGAAAGACAAGAAAUACAAUAUCUCAGCAAUCCUGAGCAGCUGCAAUGUCCUUUCUGUUACAUUGCUGUGUUCACUUCUGUGGAUCAUCAUCACUAUGAGUUACUUUGCUUUACUUCUCAACACAUCAAACCUGCAUGGUGACCCUUUCUUAAACUGCUUCCUGUCUGCUGUGACCGAAGUGCCAGCAUACAUUAUUGCCUUGAUACUGCUGCAGUACUGCUCCAGGCGCUUCUGCCAGUCGUCCACCCUCUUUCUUGGAGGCGUUAUGAUCCUCUGCGUUCACCUCAUCCCAAUAAAUCUACCUGCUGUGUCUGUAUUUCUCGAGAUGUUGGGGAAAUUCGGCAUGACGUCUUCAUUUUGUAUUGUGUAUGCCGUUUCAUCAGAGCUCUUCCCCACUGUUAUCAGAAAUACAGCAAUGGGAUGUUGUUCCAUGGCUGCUCGCAUUGGGACCAUCAUCUCCCCAUUCAUCGUUUAUAUGAGACAAUACUACAAGGCACUUCCAUACAUAUUGAUGGGGAGUUUGGCCAUUUCCGGUGCCUUCUUAUGUUUCCUGCUGCCAGAAACUUUUAGGAAGCCUCUGCCAGAGACCCUGCCACAAAUGCAGCAGAUCUGCGGGAGAAGAAGAAAGCAAGAAAAGGAAGCUGAGAAAGGAGAGAGCACUGAUGAAUAUCAGUGUAAAGAAUCCAAAUUAUAGUUGGUUAUGAUUUUUGUUUUGUUUUGUUUAGAUUUAGUUUUUUCCCUUGUUCUUUGUUUGUGUCAAAGGUUCUGUCAUGGAUGACAGUGGUGGACAAAGACUGUAACUAGACAACAUCUGUUCAAAUAUCCCAGUUUACAACUGCCUUUGCAUCUUAAUUUACCCACUAUAAACACAUUGCUUAUAAAAAGCAAUCAUUGAAUAAGUUUUCAAAUGAAUACUUUCACUUUUAAGUGCUGUGACAAUUUUGUGCAGAAAUUCUCAACUCUCAUCAUGUAAGCUCUUUUCACUUGGCAAUAGUCUGACCCCUUCUUGUGGAGGAAUUGUGUACUUUUCUUUAAUAAAAGUCAA